AUGACCUUGGAUCGGUUGGAAACUUUAAGCUGCACUUGGUUUAGGUUGUUUUUCUACCAAAACAAUUAUAUGUUCACCUUUUGUCUUACUCUGCUAGUACAGUCUAAAACCAAUUCUUCAUGACUGGCUGUUAUUGUUCAUAAUAUUCAAAUGCCUUUAGUUAUACUUGCAGGCCUAAUGCUCUGAAAAUGAAGCACAGCAGAUCUUCAGAUGAUCACUUUCCUAAUAGAGGUGGGAAAUGUAGAAAGCUUUCUGCCGGUGAAUCAUCAAGUAUAUCUGUCUAUCCUUUAGACGACUUAAUGAAAGCACGUGCUAAAUUUAUUCACCAGUGGAAUAUAUCAUUGUCCAACCAUGUUGUAGCGAAAUCGAUUAAAAGUGAUCAUUACAAACAUCCACCAAAUAUAACUAUGAAAAAUUUUCUACAAUAUCCUUUUCAUAAUGGUACAUCGGAAGUAACUUCAUUUCUUCAGACUACAAAAAACAUAGAUGCAACCCAAGUAAAGAAGUCUAAAGUUGGUGAACAAUCAUUUCAACAUCAAAAAAUUAAAAUCGAUUUCGAAAAUAUAUCUGAUGAGGACUUUAGGCGUGUUUGUAUGUUGCUCACUGAAAAGGCUUAUUUGUUUGAAGAAUCAUUACAAUUAGCUAAUCAACAUCAGUGCAUAUCAACGUUUCAUUUUAUUUGUGAUUAUUGUGACUUCAUUAGUAGAACAGAGUAUGAUGCUCAGAUACAUUUGGAACAAACAAAUCAUCGGACAUGCAGUAAAUAUUCACCUUGCUAUCAUUUAAGUGAUUGGAACGAGAUGUCAAGUGAGCUACAAAAGUCACGUGUUAUCGUCAACAAUUCAGACAGAGUCUACGGUUGGCGUGUUGGUGAUACAGUAGUAUGUUGUCCUACUUGCAACUUACCAUUUUUGGAUAAGAUUAUUUGUGCAUAUCACCAUUGCUUACAGCAUACUAAAAAUCAAUCUCUCUUUACUUACGGGAAAGUAUUGAAUGUAAGAAGUAUACAAAUUCGAAAACCACUAGUAUGUCCAGGUUGUCAACAAUAUUUCCAUACAUCAGACAAAAUUUUAAAUCAUUGGAUUGAUUCAUCUCGCUGUGAUUCACCGUUUCUAACGAUUUUAAACAACAAUGAUUGUUUAAAUCCUUGCUAUAUUCUCUCUGUAUCAUGUAACAUCUGUCAACGUACUUUUACAACAGUUCCAUCUUUGGAAGUAGAAGCUAAUCACCCUGGUCAAAAGAGAAAAUAUCCAUCGAAAAGAGAAAAUACUUACAGAUCACCAGCUACCUGGGCAAAAAAUUUCGGUCGCUUUUGUGUUAGUCAUGCUUUUGAACAUUUAAAUGAGAGUAGAUUUCCUUCAUGUAGCUUGAAUAUGCGGGUUAUCAGUGUUCCGAAAUCUGUUAAUAGUCUUCCUCCCAUCACCUCUGCAAAUUAUCCCAACAGAUUGCAUUUUAGCCUCAGUGAAUGUAAACGUCUAAUUUCAUAUCUUGAAAAUUGUGAAUGGAAAUAUCAUCUACUUAGACAAGCUCAGGAAAGCUUUAGAAAUUUCUUUGUGGACGCUAUGCUCUAUGUCUCGUGAACGGGUUUCUUUCCUGUACCCGCUCCAAGUAACCCCUUGUUUCGAAAUUUGUACUUAUAAUUCGCUUGUAUGAAUUUUGUAUAAUAAUAAUAAUAAUCUACAAUUGAUUUAAUAUUUCUUUUUAAUACCUUUCUCAGUAGAAGCUCUACUGAAUCCCGG
This is a messenger RNA of Schistosoma turkestanicum, 1739 nucleotides long. The record is from the annotation of a GenBank genome assembly. Lineage: Eukaryota; Metazoa; Platyhelminthes; Trematoda; Strigeidida; Schistosomatidae.